GGAAAAGUGUAGUUUGCGACCAUAGAACCGCAACGUGCGCACUUUGCGACUGUACUGUUAAUGGCGAACGAUACGGCAACAUCCGCAAGCGGCAGCAGCAGAGAGAAGAUGGCGGAGGGAGAUAAAAAUGCAGAGAAACUCAAGGAGAAGGCGAAUAAUUGCUUUAAAGAGAAAGACUAUGACAAUGCAAUCAAAUACUACACGGAGGCGUUGGAGCUCAACCCGGCCAACGCCAUCUACUUCUCCAACCGCAGCCUGGCGUACCUGCGGACAGAAUGCUAUGGCUACGCUCUGGCCGACGCCACCAAGUGUCUGGAGAUAGACAAGAACUACAUCAAGGGCUACUAUCGCCGAGCCACAUCCAACAUGGCCCUGGGCAAGUUCAAGGCUGCACUCAAAGACUACGAGACGGUAGUGCGGGUGCGACCCAACGAUAAGGACGCUAAGAUGAAAUACCAGGAGUGCAACAAGAUCGUGAAACAGAAAGCCUUCGAGAGAGCCAUCGCCAGCGACGAGAUGAAGAAAUCGGUCGUGGACUCCCUAGACAUCGAAAACAUGAUGAUUGAGGACGAGUACACUGGACCGAAGCUGGAAGAAGGAAAGGUGACGAUGAGGUUCAUGAAAGAGAUGAUGGAGUGCUUCAAAGACCAGAAGAAACUGCACAGAAAGUGUGCUUAUCAGAUUCUGAUCCAAGUCAAAGAGCUCUUGUCCAAACUACCCAGUCUAGUUGAGAUCACGUUAAAAGAGACAGAGAAGAUAACCAUUUGUGGCGACACACAUGGACAAUUCUACGACCUUCUGAACAUCUUUGAGCUGAACGGCUUACCCUCCGAGACCAACCCCUAUCUGUUUAAUGGAGACUUUGUGGACCGUGGUUCGUUCUCCCUAGAGGUCAUUCUGACUCUGUUCGGCUUCAAGCUGCUCCUCCCGGACUCCUUCUACCUGCUCAGAGGUAACCACGAGACUGACAACAUGAACCAGAUGUAUGGUUUUGAGGGGGAGGUGAAGGCCAAGUACACCACUCAGAUGUUUACGCUCUUCAGUGAGGUCUUCCAGUGGCUGCCUCUGGCGCAGUGCAUCAAUGGAAAAGUUCUGGUGAUGCACGGAGGGCUGUUCAGUGAGGACGGAGUGAUGCUCGACGAUCUGAGGAAGAUUGACAGGAACAGACAGCCCCCAGACUCUGGUCCCAUGUGUGAUCUCCUCUGGUCAGACCCACAGCCACAGAAUGGGCGGUCUGUCUCUAAGCGAGGUGUGAGCUGUCAGUUUGGUCCUGACGUCACCGAGCGGUUCCUGGACCAGAACAAGUUGGAUUACAUCGUCCGCAGUCACGAGGUCAAGGCAGAGGGUUAUGAGGUCACACACUCAGGGAAGUGCAUCACAGUCUUCUCAGCUCCCAACUACUGUGAUCAGAUGGCUAAUAAGGGAGCGUACAUCCACCUCAGAGGAUCAGACCUCAAACCAGAGUUUCACCAGUUCACUGCUGUGCCUCAUCCGAAUGUGAAGCCGAUGGCGUACGCCAACUCUCUGAUGCAGAUGGGGAUGAUGUAGAGAGGCCCACGACGCUCAGCCUGACACCUCCCUCCUGGCUGACCACACCCACCUCCUGGCUGACCACACCCACCACUCCUUCCUUAGACAACAACAUGCCCUGGUCCAUGCGGUUCCAUGGGAUCCCUUUCUCCCAGCCUGUCCCCCAGUAGUCCCCCCCCCCCCCCCCCCUCCCCUUGACCUUUUUAAUUCUUUGAUGUUUGUACAUCUGAAGGGUCAGCACUUUAAAGAUCUGAAAACAUUGAAGGGUUUAGUACCAAGGGGGAAGGAUUGGGGAGCGAAUUGCGACCGGUUUCCGGUAAAAUCCCUCUUGUUGCGUUCAGAGUAGACAACGUGGUGGUGUGAUGGCAGUUAUAUAUCUUCGACCGGCGCAGUCAAGAACUGGGUGUGUUCAUUUCGUCUUCUUCUUUUGUUUUGUAUUGGUUAAAAACUGGAAAACUCAAUCUCUCCCUAAUUUCUGUCCAUAUUGGUCCCCACACAUGGGUUUCAUUCCCAGCUCAUUGAUGGGUUUCAUUCCCCGGUAGUGAUUUAGAAUGAUGAAUUAUACUGUAUUGGUACUGUAUGGUUAAAUAACAACUGGAAUGAUCGGAACUGUCGGAUUUUUGUAAGAACGUACGGCAGCAGAACUGUUAAGAAUAAUAUUAGACUGUUCUGCUACUGUAAAACAUACAGUUGGUUGGCCAACUGCACCGUUUAUAGUGUGUCUGGUUGGGGGGGGGGGGGGUGCUAGCAGAAUGUCUAUACUACAGUAUUGGUUCAUACAUCCUGUGAAAUAUAGUUUUAUUAAAGUUCAAUAUUUUUUACAGUAGGGCAAAAGUGAGUGUAGAAAAAUGUAGCUACGAUUUGCAUCUUCAGGAGAAAAGGAGGUGUUUUGGGGAAGAACCUGGUUGUUUGUCUCCAGUCUCACUCUGCACGGUGCUGUUCAUUACUAGUAGUCAGAUGUUGUAGGUUCUUCACAUUCAACAUGUACAAAACAGAUCCUCAUUCCGUUGUUAUUUUUGCUCUGCUGCACCUCUCUACCUGUUGAGUGGGGAGGUGGGGGGGGGGGGGGGGGGGGGCAGGAGUGUUGCUGCUCUUCAGCUCAGUCAGUAGUGUCACUCUCCUGUCUCCCGGCAGCUCUUGCACAAUAGCUCUUCUCUCCUGACCUGCUUUGCUACAAGGCCAAGCACUGGUGUGAUGCUUCAACCCCGCUCCACUGUUAGUUUUGUCUACCAGUGUGACUUUGACCGUUGUGUGGAUGUAUAGCCCGGACGUCCAGACACCAAGCCACCUCCCUUCUCUCUCUCUCAUGCGCACAGCUGCAGUGUCCCAAUAUUGGCCCUAAACUUUUUAAGAUAAUGGUAUACACUGAAGUGUAUGUGUGUGUGUAUAUAUAUAUAUUAUCAUUUAAAAUUAAUGCUGUGUACAUGUUUGGAAAAAAAAGAUAUUGAAUAAAAAAAAUUCCAGUCCAGUGA
Messenger RNA from Oncorhynchus kisutch (coho salmon), 3002 nucleotides. RefSeq names its product protein phosphatase 5, catalytic subunit (gene ppp5c). The record is from RefSeq and is a predicted model, not a curated record. Gene Ontology annotation, molecular function: hydrolase activity; protein binding. The transcript is spliced from 13 exons. Bases 61 to 1548 code for a protein of 495 amino acids. Lineage: Eukaryota; Metazoa; Chordata; Actinopteri; Salmoniformes; Salmonidae.